Vitrella brassicaformis is the source of this 3156-nucleotide messenger RNA. The record is from the annotation of a GenBank genome assembly. NCBI's taxonomy places the organism in Eukaryota, Vitrellaceae.
GGCAGUGCGGCAGCUGAUGAGGCCGGUGAUGCUUCUGUGAUGUACGAGUCCCCUAGAAUGGCCGCUGCACUCCUCGACGACAUCCGACGGGGGCAAAUGAAUACUUCAUCUCACGGCAGCGUGGGAGUGGCGGAGGGGAGUGUGUUGAGGGAGGACGGCCCGCCCCAGCUGUCCGUCAUGCAAGUGCUGGAGGGCGGACACGUCACAUGUAAGUGAGGUCAUGCACACAAUAAAUAGCUCUUGUAUGUAUCGUCUUGUUGCCCUUUGGUGUCAGGUCAGCGUAUGUUUGUCGAGAUCCUGCCUGGCGGGUGCUGGGGGGACUUUGCACACGACAUUCAACACCUACUCUGCAAAGACGACACGGUGGGCUGGUCACAAGCUGACAUAUAUGACAGAGCAGUGUGUGUGUACGUCUGCAUUUGAUGCUUCUUGUGGCUGCCUUCUAGACCGGCGCGACUCCGCUGCAUGUGGCUGCGUACCACCCGUCAUGUUGGCGGCGCCUCUUCUAUGCCUACCGCAACAGCAAUCUGCUCGGCGACGCCCUGCUUGAAAAAGAAAAGGUGGGCGGGCAGGGAAGGGAAGGCCAUUCAUAUCAUAUCGAUCCAAUCGAGGCUGCUGUUCGUGUGGCAUUUUGUCACAUUACCAAGAAUGGGAUGACGCCCCUGCAUUGGGCUGUGUCUGUCGGGGCGGUGGAGUUGAGUGCCCUGCUGGUCCGUGAGGGAACCGCUGCUCUGGGAUCCAGUGCAGCGGGGGACAUCCGGACGGCCAAAGACAAGGUAAACAAGCUCUCAUAUCGUCGGCCGCCUGCUUGACGGUUGUGUGGCGUGUGUGUGUGUGUGUGUCCUAGUAUGGUCGCACCCCCCUUCACUGUCACAACGGUAUCUUCCCCUCCCGCACGCAACAGCGACCAACCGUCAAACGGCCAGUCAUUGCCCCAGACGGAUGCGCAGUAUGCACAAGAACAUGUAUCCUACAUUUGUGCACUUAUUUAUUUGGUACUGCACACAGCUGAGUGUCCGAGUGUUUGUCGACCUUGUUGCCACGCUCCGUGCCGUCAAGCUGAUCAAACAGCCAGAUAAUGUCAGCAACCGACACAUACACACGGACGGGGCUACGAUUGUGUGUGCUGCAUGCAUCAGGCGGGGCUUACUUCAACAGACACAAUGAUGCGUCUCAUCCAGGUACAGACAAAGGAAAGAUCAAUUAACCAUCCUUGGGCCAUGCAUAUCUCUCCCUUCUAUCUCUGCAUGUCAGCGAGAGGUCCGCGUCAGCCGCGCUAUCCAGUCGUACGCUGAUUUGCUGGCCACCAUAGCCACCAUGAAGGUAGGCAGGCGCCCUUUUCUCGACUGACCGGUGAGUGGCUGGGCUGCCUCACACGCCUACUUGCUUUCAUGCAGCACGAGUGGCGUUUGAUGGGCCGCGCCCUAUUCCGUGCCGCCCGGUGGCGCGAAAACCCGUAUUCUAUCCUCAUGACACACGACCCGCUGACCGACGCUGACACCGAGUACAUGAAAGUCUGCAAAGGCCCGCCUCCAGUGCGCCUGCCGCCGCCCAGAGACACAAGCGCGGCGACACCGCCACGCCGUGGAGCGCAAGUGGAGGUGAAUACCACAGCCGGCCGCCAACAGGGGCCAGAUGGGCGGGAGGGGAAAGGCGGCGCCGCAGGUGAGGACGAGACAGAGGACCACAACACGACUGUGUCUGAGUACGGCAACUCGAGUGAGGAGAGUGAAGUCGAGGAGGAGAGAGAUGAAGGCGAUUACUUGAAGGAAGAGAGUAAAAGUGAGGAAGAACCACCACAACCGAAGGGGGAUGUGGCCGAGUCGGAGAGCGAGAGUGAGACGCCCUCUGAUGAGGAAUCAGGCGAAGAGAGCAGUCAGCAUGAAAAUAUUCGCCACUGGCCCGACGCUGACUCACCAGACAGCGGUGAGUCGGAGACGGAGACCUCUGGAUCAGAAGAAGAGUACAGCUUCUCACAGCUGGGUGCUUCGGCUAUCGUCAAUGGCAGCCCCAAGGUCGUUUCUGAGGCAAACACACACCGCUGUCAGCGCCUCAUUUUCUGUGUGUGUCUCUCUCGUUCAGACAAACACGACCAGAGGCGACGCUGUCAACUCGACGCACAUCGACUACGUGUCGGGAGGCUUCGGCAAGGAGGACCUGGAGGCAGACGCCACACUCAAGCAAACGUCAUCGGGCCAAGACACGGGAAUGCCCAUCGAUGACACCGGUACAUAGGACACACGACCCAGACCUUGUGAUUGAUGAUGUGCCUUUUGUAGAUGUGCUGACUCCCCGUGGCGGCGGCUGCUCACUCGAGCACGCCAGUGGACCCCUCCCAUGUGCUGGAAAAUGGUAAGCAGCAUUCACGUGUGCUUCCUUGGUGUAUGGCUUGUCGGUCUAUGAGCCGUGUAUGCAAAUACAGUGUGCUGGACGCCUUUGAGGCGGACAACGGUCACUGCGAGUGCAUUCAGCAGGGAGAGCAGCCUGUCUGGAGGGAGACCACCAGCCUGCUCUGCCAUCCAUGUAAACAAUGGACAUAUCCCCUCUCUCUGCUUUCUUGGCCAGACGCGUGUGUGUCUGUUGCUCGUGGCUGCAGGUGUGCAGCUCUACGAGUCCAUCACCACCAACAACAGAGCAAAUGUCGAGGCCCUUUUGAAGAACAGCAGCAUCUUCGCCAAUGCGCACGACUGUGCUGACCCACUGGUCAGCCGCACAUACAAAACGCGACGGAGACAUUCACGACCAGCAUCCAUGGAUCAUCGGUCGACGUUUUGCAGCGCGGCGAAUCUCCACUUCGUUGGGCUGUGGUCACGGGGGCGUCAUCGGAUAUCAUGCGUGCGCUGGCAGCAAAGUGGCCAUCGCACCUCAAGAUGCAGCUCAGAACACACACACCGAGACAUGACGCCUCAGCAUCAGCGGGAAGGUCAGGGAAGCUGGAUAGGUGCAGGCAGCGACGACAUCAGCACAUGGCGCUUGAUGUAUGCCUGUAGCUGGACCAGAGGGCGUCUGCACUCGCACUUCUACGGAGACACGCCCCUUCACAUCGUAAGUGCCGAGACGACGCCAGAUGGCUCACCUUUCGGCCUUCAUCUUCUCAUUCAUUCAUUCAUUCAUUCAUUUUGUUCACAGGCCGUGUACAUGAGGAAGGCUCUGUAA